UAUAUCCAUGCAUACCUUAUAUCUAUGCAUGCAUACAUGUAAAAAAAAAAAAGUUAUAUGUAUGGACUUUUAACAAAUUUCGUUGCAAAACAAAUAUCUAGAGAAAUGUUACGCGACGUUCUUUUGCAUCUAUUAAUUAGUGCCGUAGGUAUAUUGAUUGGUAUGUCUGCGUUUUUUGUCUUGUUCAUCGUUUAUGGAAAUCAUGAAGUUGGAUUUUGGUCGAUAUUAGCAGGUGCCUUGGCUGGAGUUUGUUUUCACUUGCAUUGGGUAAAAGGCAAGGAAACUUUGGAAAGAUGGCAUACUAGAGUUACAUUACGAAAUUUAAAUGUUGUGGGCUUUAUAAGUGCUGUAACGGGCGUUACUGCACUAAUUUGGUAUCUGUUUCUUACGUUUUAUUACAAAAUUCCUAUUCGACCAAUUUCCGAGAGCACUGUCAUAACAGCGGUAUGGUCUAUGAUCUGUGGAAAAUGGGGUGUUACGUUAAUGUACUACUCAAACAAAUAUGAAUUAUUGAUCCAAGAGGGAGCAUCACCUAUACUUACAGAGAGCGCUUAAAACGUGACAUUGUUUAUACUUUUAUAUAAUAUGAUAUCGCUUUGUUACAAAAUAUAACAAAUGUAUCGUCCAAACGUA
Molecule: messenger RNA, 633 nt
Organism: Solenopsis invicta (red fire ant)
Lineage: Eukaryota; Metazoa; Arthropoda; Insecta; Hymenoptera; Formicidae
Product: heme transporter hrg1-A
Exons: 3
Coding region: 58-555 (165 amino acids)
Biological process (GO): heme transport
Cellular component (GO): plasma membrane; lysosomal membrane
Molecular function (GO): heme transmembrane transporter activity; heme binding
Source: RefSeq, a predicted model, not a curated record